CUGGAGUGUGCGUGUAACUGUGUGUUGGUGGCAGUGGCGGUGCGUGGAAUAGUCGAGUGUCGUGUCCCGGGCGCGCGUGUGUGGGUGGAAACCCGCGUCUUGAAAGUAAUAAUAUCGAGAGAGAAAAACAAAUCAGUGGAAUCAAUUAUCAAACACGUGGACAUUAUAGAAGAAAAAAAAACUAACAAAAACUCGCGCCUUGAAACUAAUAUAUCGAGACAAGGAAAGCGAGAGAAAUAAACUAGACCAUCACAACAACAACAACAACAACAACAACAACAAUAGGAACAAUCACAACGGCGCAUCCUCUUCCAGUAAACCCGACAGACAGACAGACAGGUAGACAGGUAACACUACAGGAGGAGACCGAGUACGUGAGAGACAGACAGACAGUUACCAGAAGAUUCAAGUGCGUUAUAGACAGUCAGACAGGUAGCGAGAUAGAUCGAGUGCGUGCGUGAAACAAACAAGCAGACAAACAAACAGGUUGAAGGAGGAGUUCGAGUGCGUGCGUGCGUGCGUGAGACAGACCCAAACAAACAGACGCACAGGGCAAGACAGCGACAAACAGCCCGUGCCACAAGGGCGUAAGGCGCGGCCCUGAGCCAUGACGCCGCUGCCCUGCUGUCACCCUGUUCGCGUGCGGUGUUGCCGGGUGCCGGGCGGCCUCCCCUAGCGGCGCCCCCCCUCCGGAGGCCUCGGGCGCCGCCACCUCGCCGCCAUGAGGUUCAGGAGGAAGAAGAAGAAGAUGGGCGCGGGCGUGCGUGUGGAGGUGGUGCUGCUGGACGCCCGCCGCCUCGAGGUGCACGUGGGGCCGCGGCUGCUGGUCCAGGAGCUGCUGGCCAUGGUCGCGUCUCACUUCACGCUGAGGGAGCACCAGUACUUCUCCCUGGCGCACCUCGACUCAACGGGCCACUACCAAUGGCUGACCCCCGAGCGGCGGGUGGUGGACCACGAGUGCAUCAGGACCCACACCGGCGCCGCACCCCUCACCAUCUACUUCCUCGUCAAGUUCUACAUCGAGUCCAUCCUGCAGCUCCAAGGCUCCCAGACGGUCGAGCUCUUCUACCAGCAGGCCAGGAGUCUCGUCUUUAAGGUAAGUAACGAGGCUGUCCACUACACCUUCGUUAGGGCAGAGAGAAACACCUGCAUUGUCUGGAUACCUGUAUUCAUCUGCAUCGCGACAAUUUACUACACCUUCGUUAGGGCAGAGAGAAACACCUGCAUUGUCUGGAUACCUGUAUUCAUCUGCAUCGCGACAAUUUACUACACCUUCGUUAGGGCAGAGAGAAACACCUGCAAUGCCAACACACCUGAGUUUACCUGCAGCUAGGCAAUACACUACACCUUCAUUAGGAUAGAGACGCCUGUAUUUACCUGCAUCGAUACAACAUACUAUUAAACCUUCGUUAUGGGAAAGAGAAACACCUGUAUUGACACCUUUUGAGACUAAUUAGACGCCCGAGUUAUUAACCUGCAUUGAAACAGUAUAGAACCACGAUCAUGCAGAGAUA
Eriocheir sinensis (Chinese mitten crab) is the source of this 1514-nucleotide messenger RNA. RefSeq names its product FERM domain-containing protein 4A-like. The coding region runs from base 722 to 1333 and encodes 203 amino acids. The record is from RefSeq and is a predicted model, not a curated record. Gene Ontology annotation, cellular component: cytoskeleton. Gene Ontology annotation, biological process: establishment of epithelial cell polarity. Lineage: Eukaryota; Metazoa; Arthropoda; Malacostraca; Decapoda; Varunidae. The transcript is spliced from 5 exons.